UCCCACCUCAACCCACGAUGCCCCCUCAUCCGCCCAACCUCCUCACUCCUCCCCAAACCAUCACCCCCCAAACCGCGCUCCUCCUCUCCCAAAAAGCCCCUCGCAUCCUCUCCUCCCCACCCAGUGGCUCCUCCCUCCCCUGGCCCCUCUCCCUGCUCUUCUCUCCCGAGAACCCCUCCACCUGGACCAUCCACGAGAACCUGCUCCUCUCCUCCCUCCGCACCGGCGACGACGCCUCGGCCCGCAAGGCCCUCGACCGCCUGACCACGCGCUUCGGCGCCGACAACGAGCGCAUCGUCGCGCUGCGCGGCAUCUACGAGGAGGCCCAGGCGAAGACGGACAAGGAGCUCGAGGCCCUGUUCCACAGGUACGAGAAAUUGCUGCGGGACGACCCGACCAAUUUCGCCGUCCGGAAGCGGCGUAUUGCCGUGCUGAAGAGCCUGGGGAGGACGAGUGAUGCCAUCACCGCGUUGACGGUGCUGCUUGAGAAUAGUCCUACGGAUGUCGAGGCGUGGGCUGAGGCGAGUGAGUUGUAUGCCUCGCAGGGGGCGUUGAGCCAGGCGAUUUUCUGUAUGGAGGAGGUGUUGGUCUUGGUGCCGAAUGCGUGGAGUGCGCAUGCACAACUCGGCACCCUCCACUACCUCCAAGCAACUUCGUCUUCUCCUCCAAACAUCUCCUCCCUGAGCACCUCCCUCCGAUACUUCAGCCGCGCCCUCGAACUCAACGAUUCCUACCUCCGAGGCUUCUACGGCCUCAAGCUCGUCUCCAAAAGCCUCAUCCCUUUACUCUCCGAUUCGCCUACCAAUACUGCAUCCUCCAGCAGCAAACGCAAAGAUAACAAGGACAAGGACAGGGACGCAGCAGAUGACGAAGAUCUACCUCCCCCAUCACUCGCAACCGUGAAAAAGCUCGAGGAACUCGCUACCAGCAGACUCGGCGAAAUCAUCCGAAACUACAGCUCCGGGAGGAAAGGGUGGACGGGAUACGAUGAAGCGGAGGUGAUUGCAGCGCGGGAAUUGUUAGAUCGGGACGGCCAAGUGGAGAGGUGAGCGCGAGUGGCCUUUCAUCGGUUGGAAUUGCGCCUUGGAAGCUCCCGUUGGGGGAUACGAAACCCCUGGUAAUGGGGAUAACCAGGGGAAAAGGGGAAAUGCUUCAAAAUUGCUGAGGCGGGACUUCAAGAGCGACGAAGCGGAAUGGGCGUCUGGCGUUGGGCGUAUGAUACCCGUUUCGUAGGAAAUGGGAGCUCGACUUUUUGGGCCUGGGGAAAUAGUGUCCAUAAUACCAUGUGGCGAAGGAAAUACAUCUUGAACUCUGC
This is a messenger RNA of Westerdykella ornata, 1315 nucleotides long. RefSeq names its product TPR-like protein. Gene Ontology annotation, cellular component: EMC complex. Gene Ontology annotation, molecular function: protein binding. The record is from RefSeq and is a predicted model, not a curated record. The transcript has 2 exons. Bases 18 to 1049 code for a protein of 343 amino acids. NCBI's taxonomy places the organism in Eukaryota, Fungi, Ascomycota, Dothideomycetes, Pleosporales, Sporormiaceae. Gene Ontology annotation, biological process: protein folding in endoplasmic reticulum.